Messenger RNA from Clarias gariepinus (North African catfish), 5105 nucleotides. Its product is annotated as transcription factor SOX-13-like. The record is from RefSeq and is a predicted model, not a curated record. Gene Ontology annotation, biological process: regulation of transcription by RNA polymerase II; cell fate commitment. Gene Ontology annotation, cellular component: nucleus. Gene Ontology annotation, molecular function: DNA-binding transcription factor activity, RNA polymerase II-specific; RNA polymerase II cis-regulatory region sequence-specific DNA binding. Lineage: Eukaryota; Metazoa; Chordata; Actinopteri; Siluriformes; Clariidae. The transcript has 14 exons. The coding region runs from base 265 to 2088 and encodes 607 amino acids.
CUUGUGUGUGCAGGGAGACCGGACAGCGCGUAGACCGGAGCGCGAGCUGUAAUGUGCGCGAGCUGUGCGGGUGUGUGAUUUCUGAUUUGUGCGCGUGAUUUUUUUUUUAUUAAAGCGCUUCUCAAAGAGAAAGAGAAAAAAAAACAUCAACAGCGGCAUCAGCAGAGUGUCACUAACGCAUGCGGUGUGUGUGACUUCGCCAAGGAAUAAGAAGUUGUGGGUGUUUUUUUUCUGGGCGGCAGCACGGUUUCCCCCGGAGUGUGAAUGAGUGAGCCCAGUCCUCCUGUGAUACAACCCCAUGAUAGUGGUAACGUGACCAUGGUGGGCAUCGGCAUCAAGCUAGAGGAGGCGCCUGGAGAUGGAGGUGGAGUCAGAGAGUCGCAGCAGUCCCCACCGUCAAGCGAUUGGUCAUCGCGCAUGUCGGCCGAGCGAGGCGACCCUGAGAAGUCGACCAUACGCAGCGCUCAGUCCCCUAUGGUGAGCUCUCCCAACAAAGAGCAAGCACACACACUCAGUCCCAGUGUCCAGGAUGUGCUGAACAGACCCAGGAGCAGGCCCGAAGCCCAAUCGAACGUCAGCGAGGUGUUGCCCACAAUUGAGAAAAUCCUGAAUGCAGAUUGGAGAGAGAAGAUUUUGGGAAAAGGCUUCCAAGGCACUCCGAAUGUAAAAGGCACUCCAGAAAGCCUGGCUGAGAAGGAGCUUCAGCUGUUGCUGAUGAUUAACCAGUUGUCCGGGCUGAGGGAGCAGUUGCUAGGAGCACACUCGGAGCAGAGGAACAUGGCUGCACUGCUCCUGGAGAAACAGCAGCAGCAGAUGGAGCUGGCCCGACAGCAGCAAGAACAGAUUGCUAAACAGCAGCAACAGUUGAUCCAACAGCAGCACAAGAUCAAUCUCCUGCAGCAGCAGAUCCAGCAGGUGAAUUUGCCCUACGUGAUGAUCCCGGCUUUCCACCCAAACACACAGCCGCUGUCCGUGUCCUCGGACGCACAGAUGGGGCUCCCACUUCAACCCAUUCCCUGCAAGCCAGUGGAAUAUCCCAUGCCGCUCCUCCCGAACCCUCAUUCCACUCCUAUCAAGAGGUCCAGUGGUACAGUCUUUCGACAGGAGAGCAGUCAGCCUUUGAACCUCACAGCCAAACCGAAAAGCCCCCAGAGCCUGGAUCUUCCCUCCUCCCACCUCCAGUCCACAUACAGGACCAGAGAGCUACAACACAGCCCUUCUCGACCCGCGCUGAGCCUGGGCUUUUUGGGAGAGGGGGAUAUUGUGAGCCAAACCAUCCACGAAGCUCAGCAGCUGUUGCGAGGAGGCCAAGGCCCAGCGAGCCGAGAGAGGGACGGCAGCACAAGGCUGAACGAUUACAAGGAUGCGUCCCGGGGCAACCGCCUAGUCCAUGCUGACCGCGCAGAGGAUGGACAGAACAUACGGACGAAUGACGAGCAUCUCAGCAGUGACUCUGAAGGACAGAUCGUUUCUGGAGUCGGGGGCUACAGUGACAGCCGGAGCGCUUCUUCUGGUCACAUCAAGAGACCCAUGAACGCCUUCAUGGUGUGGGCGAAGGACGAGCGCCGGCGCAUCCUACAAGCCUACCCUGAUAUGCAUAACUCAAGCAUCAGCAAGAUCCUAGGCUCACGCUGGAAGUCCAUGUCCAACCAAGAGAAGCAGCCGUACUAUGAGGAGCAGGCCAGGCUGAGCAGACAGCACCUGGAACGCUACCCUGACUACAAGUACAAGCCCCGGCCGAAGAGAACGUGUAUCGUGGAGGGCAGGCGGCUGCGCGUGGGCGAGUACAAAGCCAUGAUGAAAAGCCGCAGACAGGAGCAGCGUGCCUCAUACCCACCCAGUCAAUCAGAUCAGCAGCUGCACUACUCCACGGCCGAGCCUCCUUACUCCGCCAAACCCAUGUCCAUGGCCCUGCCUCUGCACCCUUCCCUCCUGGAGCACUACCUUCCUCGUUCCCUCGAGCCACCCCAAGCCCCACGUGGCCCAGAGGAGCCGGACGGUCUGCGUUCCAAACCACCGUACAGUGAGGGAGAAGAGAGUGAUGGAGGAGAGCGCAGCGAGGGCGAGCUGGUAGUCCUCACUGACUGACAGAGGGGGGGUGAUAUGAGCGAAUGCAGGGCUGUGAGGUGGAACGGGCGGGUUUCUGGAAUAGGCAGGGUGGUUUAGGGUGUUCAGGGCUCUUUGCUUUUUGUAGACGACACUUAAGCCAGCGGCGAGGACAAUGUCGAGGGACAGCUUAUAAAAAAAAAAAAAUUAGAGCACUUGUUUUCCUUCAGCUAGAAUGACUUUAAAAUGCAGAUGACAUCACAAGCAGGGGUGUUCAACUUAUGACCUGUUACACCAUGCGAUUUAAUCGAUUAUGCAGUUGUUGGUUGAUUCAAUGUAUUGAUUGAGGAUUUAUUUAUUUAAUGAGUCAAUCAAUGGGUCAGUUUCCAGGUCACUUUUUUUUGUUUAAAUGAUUUAGGUAAGGUUACAAAAGUGAAAUAGUCUAAAAUUGUUAAAUUCUAUGAAAAUUCACUGCCACCUACUGGACUGGAGUGUGGAGCAGACAUUUAAAAAAAAGAUAUGACAUUUAAACAAGCAGCACAGCAUUUCAGUGUUUGUUAUAUACUUAUAGUAAUUUUAAUACUUGAGACAAAUCAGACAGUAAACAUUAGUGUUAUCGAAUCAAAUAGAAGUAAAAAUCACAAUGGAUAAAAAUGUCAUUGUAUAGAGAUUCACAUCACAUCCCAUGGACAGGACCCAGCUUGAUAAAGGUUCUACCCCGGGCCUUUGAACUUUUUUACUACAUUAAAAUAGUAUCAAGUGAAUUGAACAAAAACCCACUAGGGGCAGAAUAGAAUAGAGCAAUAAACGCCACUAGUCAUAAAACGUCACAAACCUGAUGCUUACACAAUCGAAUACUUGCACAAUCACCCCUUUGACUUUUUUUUUAGAUACCUUUUCUACAAGAAACCAUUUUUUCAUGUUUACUGAACAGUUUUUUAAUGCAAUGUUGCUCAUUACCUGUAUAAUUUAGAGUGUUUUUGACAAUAGUACUAAUAUUACACAUCUGUAACAUCAUGUAAUUAUGGCACUGUACUAACUGAUACAAGCUGCCAUGGCAAAGAACCGGUUUGUAAAUCACCGCCACUAAUUCUACAUCAUCAGGUUAUCUAAAAACAAAUAACACAAUAGCAAAGCAUUCAGAAACUUGUCUUUUCCUUAAACGCUUAUUGAUUAGCGUCAUCAUGUUAGAAGAAAGCUCAAAAACAUCAAACAAGCUGGCAGAGAUACAGUACAGUCUACCAGUCUGACCGGUUCAUCUUGUGUCCUAUGGUUUAUCUUUAGCAGCUUACGCCAAGCUAGUAAAAGCUGAAAUCCAUUAAAAAUUUUAUUCUAAAAUGUUUAUUAAUUCUAGAUCAGCAGAAAAUGAGCAAAUUACUACUUUUAUUUUGUAGUGUUUAAUCCUACUGAUACUCCAAGUCGUCCGUUUCAUACGUUGAGUAGUGUGAUUAGCAUUAUCACAUAAUGUCACUCUUAAUGACUUUCCAAACAUAAGCUUUUUCCAAUCAGAGUUCCUGUUUAGAGAUGAAUGCGGUACUUUCCACGCCUGUAGUGCGUAAAGAUAAAAAGUUACAGAUGCUUAUCUAUGAAGGAAAAGACUUAUCAAUUAAUAAAUCAGUCGAGUUGACUUAAAAGAAACUUCAGGAUCUUGGACGUCUGUAGGAGUUCUAUAAAAGCUUGCGUGUAUACUACUUCAGAAAUGAAUAGGUAGCGAGCAGUACUUUUCUUUGUUGCUGGCAUGGUACCAUUGGUACAUUUAGUGUAUGUUUGUGUUUCUCCUUUUCUUUCUUUUCUUUAAAAUCUGGUUUUCUUUUUCCGUACAAUACUGUGCAAAACUCUUGAUUCAGAUUGCAUUAAAGAAAUGGGAACUAAUGGUUUACUGUGACAGACUGCAAAUGCCUAAAGAUACAAUUAAAAAAAUGUUAAAACCUCAGCAGCGACCUCAUUUCCCGUCUCGUCUGUUCCAACCACUCAGCAUCACCAGUAAACUAAUCACCGGCCUGAUUAUCUGUCAUCAUCUGCACCUGGUACUACUCAGGUACACGGACUAGCCUAAAAAACAGAGCUGCAAAAAGUCCUUUAGUAAGCCUUAAAAACUAUUCCUGAAGACUACAUAAAAAAAAUAUAAGCAAGGGCAAGGCGGUCUCUUUGAAAGCAAAAUAUAAGGAAAUUGUUGGGGGGUCAAGACUUUUGCACAGUACUGUAAGGUUAAGGUUUGAGGUAUGUACUGUACCUUAAAUUAUUGUGAAAGAUGAACAAUAUGUACUGAUACUACAACUCUAGCAAGAAUGAAUAGUACGGUUUUGGUACAUUUAUCAUUGAGAGAGUAGGCCAGAUGAGUUAACUGCCCCCUCUGCUGUUUAAGAGUGGACCUCAGAUGCUUCUCUGAGGCACACCAGCAUGUAAAAUGCACUUUUCUAUUCGAAAAAACUAGCACCUACAUAUAAAUAUGUAUAUAUUUGGGCAGUAUCAGUCAAGGUUCUGAAGCAGUAUGUGAGUCGAAAUCGAUCAGUCCUCACUUCGUCCCUAUCCUUUGGUUUAGUUUUGUGUAUAUAGUGUGGGCUUUGCUUUUACGAUUGUAACUAUUAGAUUUAUUCAACAAUCCGUUCCACCUCACAGCUCAUGACCGUGUCAGCUCCGCAAAACUUCGACCUGCCAUUUUGAUGAUUUUCUUUUAAGCUGAAAUGAGAUUGAGGAAUAAAAAUGUGUAACUAGAGAAACUAUUGAUGAAUGAAUGAAAGAAAGAUAUAAAUAUCAUUAGCUGGCAUAUCAAACAAACAUGCUGGAAUUUUGUACAGAAUUUCCAAUAGGAAUGGAUACAGUUUUUGUAUCUUACCUGUAAAAUCAGAUUUUUAGGAAACAUAAAAGAUGAAAGUUAUGAUUUGGUCUAACGUAAGAAGAAGAAAAAAAUAAAAGAAAACCGCUGUUGUAAAUAUAGAUUAUAGACUUUAUUUUGUUUAUAAAAGUGUAUAAGUUAAAGGUGUACAUUUUCCCUGUAUGUUUUAGUUUGUUUUUUGAGGUUUUAAUAAAAGAAUUGUGUUCCUUUUUGCAGUUGGAUA